CAAACCUUAAGCCCCUCUCGAGCUAAGCAAUGUGGAUACCUCAGGCAGGCAUGUCAAUGCACACCUCCAGCGGCUGCCAACACCUGAAUGCGCAAGGGUUAGGGUUAGGCCACGAGGGAGCUUGUUUACCUUGACAGAUAUUCACCACCGCGUCGGUGACGCGACUCCUAUGCGAUAUUUCUUGCACCAGCAUACUGCAAGCCCUGAAAUGGUCCAGACGAGAGCGGGCCGCGGUGCCUUGUACCAAAAUGUUAUCGACGUCUCGCCUUCGGCAAGGUUGGCACGACGCGACGCAGGUGUUGACGAGACGGCGGGGGCACGCGCCCCGGCCACCAUCAUCGCCGCGGCCGCAGGCCCAGGUGUGGGCGCAAAAUCCCGGCUGGCUCGGGGCAAGAGCAAAGCAGAGGUUGUCCCUUCGAGCGUUACUGAAGAGGAAGUGGAAGAGGAAGAAGACGUAAAAGGAGACGAAGACGUAAAAGGAGAAGAAGACAACGACGACGGCGAUGAAGAAGAUGGGAGGGAAGCAGACGAAGAAAUCGAAGUCAGAAACGAGCCACCGGCUCGUUUCAAUGCACAACAUCGUGUCCAGGGCAGCAUGAGUCCGCCGCCGAGUGAAAGUGAAAUGGGAUCGCAGAGCGUGGUGGGGGCUCAGAGUUAUAUGACACCCAGAUUCGCCAAUGCGGAAUACACGCGGUAUUCAAGUGUAGCCCACCAACCAGACCCGGUGCCACGAGGCCACGACGAAGAUCCGGUGCGUCUGCCAGGAAUAGAAGAUGAUGGCGUCGACGACCCGUCCGAGAUGGGCGACACGACGCGCCUGUCCCAAGAGGAGGUCAACGAGAGCCAGUACAGAGAGGAGGCGGAGCUUAAGGAGAACGCCCUCGAUUCCCUCUGGCACAACUCUGAGGGGCUUGCGAAGCUGCUCCGGGAUCCAAAACCCAAAAAGCAGUCCUGGCAGAGGCUGCUCGAUGUGCUCCGCCGGAACUGGUUCAGCACCAGGGUCUUCUUCGCGGCCGAGGACAAGCUGUUCAUCGACCUGCCCCGGACCGUCCGGCACAUCAGCGAAGAGAACGAGACCAAGGCGCGGGCCGUCAUCGUAGGGGCCAACGCAGCGGCGCUGUUGAACGCGCUGUUAGAGGCGGUGCUGGCCGGCCGGGAAGGCGACCUCUUUGAAUUGCUCAAGCUUUUGGACGGAGGUUUCCCGAUACCAUUCUGUCCCAACGAUGACUGGGGCCAUGAUGUCGCCGAGAAGGACGUCGAGCUUGCGCUUGACAUCCGGACGCAGAGACUCGUCAUGGGGCUCAAAGGCCAACAAGACGAGCGGCAGAAUCCCGCCGACGUGCUGGCGGACCUCUUCUGCACCACCGAGGCUUCGGACGAUACCGAGGAAGCUUUGCAUAGCGGACCCUACAAGGGUGUCGAGGGGCGCCUGGCGGACCGUUUUGGUGAGAGGGCCAGGGCGAUCCUCAAACUCGUUAGCGGAAAGAGCCUCGCAGAGGCCAUCCGGACCCUAGAGGAGAGGUUCCCUCUCGGAGGGCCGCUCGACGGGCCCCAUCAGCAUCGCGACGUCGUCGCGGAUGGUUUCGUCACCAAAAUCUCUGCAUGGUGCGGCAAGAUCAUUGACGAUAUCGAUCAGGGCUUGCGGGGUUUACCGUCACCGCCGAGGGAGUCUUCGCCAACGGAUUCCCUGGCCUCGUCUGCGGCGCAGGAAAUAGUCCGCAGAGACGUACACGAAGACAUACUCUCGCGGUCAAACGUGCACCUCCUAGCAACGCUCUCCCGGCAAAGGCAGCCCUCGCAGGCGACACGCUCAUCCCCAGCCUCGACGAACCCGCGGCGAGGCACCACCCGUGAACCGACCGUCAACGGCGGCGGCGGCGGCGACGACGAUCACGAAGACGACCGUCGCCGCGAAGCGUCUCUCGCGCCCACUGACAUUGAAGGGAUCCUUGCGGACCUCCCCAGCACCGCAAUCUCCCGCAACAACGCCCAGUCCUCGUCCGCCGAGGCCGCUCGUAAGAGCAGCCGCGGUGCCUCCGCCCCCGUAAACACCCCCUUCGUCCGCUCCAGCUUCACCCCCGUCAACGGCGCCAAACGUGCGCGCACCCAGGUCGACGACGCAGACGACGACUUCGAGCACGAUGAUCGCGAGCCUGACCCACAACGCCGCGCCAGACUCGACCGCGACCGCCACGACAUGCCGCCGCCCCCGUCCCGGCCGCAGAAGCGCGUCCGUCUGCCGUCCACCGCACCGCUUCCGUCGUCCUCCGCAGGGCACGCAGACCGCGCCCUACCUCCCAACGGCUCCGCGCCCCUCCUCCCGCCCGCGUCCUCGUGCGGCUCCCUCCCCAGCAGCACCAACAGCAGCGUCGGCUCGUUCCGCGAGCUCAGCGAGAUGAACCGCCGCGCCGCCUCCCGCGGCCCGCAGCAGCAGCGCGUCCCCUGGUCUGAGCGCGACACCCGCCGUCUCAUCCGCCUCAUCGAGUACCACAACUGCCUAUGGGCGCGCAUCGCCAAGCGCCAACUCCCCGAGCACCGCCUCGACGACCCGGGGCCCGAGGUCCUGGAGGACUGCAUCUUCGACCACCCGCGCGACCAGCAGGCCAUCCGCGACAAGGCGCGGAACCUCAAGGUCGAUUUGCUAAAAGCCGACCUCAACCUCUACCCCGGCUUCGACGGUGUUGCCCUAGGGAAGAAGGAGCGCCAGGUUCUCAUUAGCCGCGGCAAGAACCCGGACCGCACCGAGGCCGACGUCGACGCGAGCGGCAACCCGACUCACACCGAGUAUGUUCCCCUCGGCGGCGAGUACGUGCCCCUCGGCGGCGACUAAGAGGGUGACGAAGGGCAAGGAGAAGCGCUCGAUGCUUGAGGUGGCUCGCCUGAUGGCUUCCAGCCGUCUCUUUGCUCCCUGCCCCCACCCUCUUCGUGCACCUCCUCCGCUUCCCUUUCCUGUUGCGAGGAAGGACGCGGCAGCUCGUCGGAAAAGGUAGUGGGCGACGGGCGUAAGGAGGUGGGGAGGAAUUUGACGCAUGCAUCGGGUGGUAGAAUCGAGGAUACUGGAGCCUCGCUCGGCUC
This is a messenger RNA of Colletotrichum navitas, 3075 nucleotides long. RefSeq lists its product as uncharacterized. The coding region runs from base 170 to 2830 and encodes 886 amino acids. The transcript has 6 exons. NCBI's taxonomy places the organism in Eukaryota, Fungi, Ascomycota, Sordariomycetes, Glomerellales, Glomerellaceae. The record is from RefSeq and is a predicted model, not a curated record.